AUGCCCUGGCAGCCUCUUCCCCGCAUCGCCUUCGCCGUUGCCACCUACCCCUUCUCGGCCCAGAGCCCCGCCGACCUGCCACUCGAGAUUGGCGAUGAGCUGUACAUCAUCGAGGAGACGCCCGAUGCCAAUUGGCUCAGAGGCUACCUCGUCGCGCCCCCAAGCCUGUUGGCCGGCCUGACCUCGGUCAAGGGCCAGUCCCUCGAGGCCCGCGUCUUCAGCGGCAUCUUCCCCCGAAGCUGCGUCGAGGUUCGAGAGAUGCUCGGCGAAGCCGACGAACGACAAGACAGCGAUGACGACCCCGACGAGCACUCGCCGCACCAACGCGUCGGCACCGUCCAUGCCAGGCCCGCCAGCGACUCGGCCAAGAGCGGCAUCACCAAUGGCAACUCGCCAACCAAGGCCGAGGCCACCGAUACGCCGGCCAGCCCGAGCCACGACAGGAGGCCCUUGAGCGAGCUUCCCAACGGCGUUUUGGGCAACUUGUCUGUCCCCGUCAAGAAGGAUCCCAAUGCGCCGCGGCCCGCAGCGCCCGUCCCGAUGCUCAAAAUUGGUGACGAAACCCCAACCUCGGCUCUGGAACCUUUGAUUGACGAAAUCGCCUCCUGCUUGCGCGAAUGGCAUUCCAAAAACCUCCACGAGCUUCUCCUUUCGCGGAAAUAUGCCGAGCUGGACAAACUGUCGCAGCUCAUCGGCCGCCUCAAUCUCCACCGCCAACAGUUCCUCUACAACGUCCUCACAGCCCACGAGUACGAGCUGCUGCGGGAAAAGACGGUCUGGGAUCUGGUGAGGGUGAACAAGCUGUGCGGGGGUGAGGUCAUUGUUCGCGAUCCGGCAGCUCGUGGUCGAGUCCUGACUGGCGACGACUCGGCCGUGGACAUUACGAGACUCCAGUCUCAGAUGAGCCUCCUGGAUGAGCCCCCCCACUCCACUGAACUGUCGAGCUUGCAUCACCUUUUGCUGGAAGUGAAGGGAUUCGCGGGCUCAUCUACAGAAGAAACUUCCUUGAUGAUUUACCUUGUCAGCAAGACGCAGCAUGGCAAGAUAUCCAACUUGUCCGAAUGUUUCAGCGUCGAGAUACCCCCUGGAGGGUCGAUUGGAAGUCUCGCGCAAAACUCUUCGACCAGGACUCUCUUCACCGACCUAUCCGCUCAGGAUAUCGGAGAUGCGCCGUCAGCGGACACCGAAUUAUACCUCGUGGUCAAGGCUUUGGCGCCUCAGCAAAUCACGUCCCACAACCCUCAUUCCCGAUCAGGUCUCGUCACAGACAACGGGCAUUCGAGAGACUAUACAAAACCAGUCUCGACGGGUGGCGGCGGCAAGCUCUCCAGAAGAAGCUUGAUGUGGGCCAGCAAGGGCGGUCGGUCGACCUUUUCGAGGGGAUACGGCAUGCCUAGGAUGGAAUUGGUCUCGGAACAGCAGGAAGAUGCCCAGUCAACUUCUGGUCUGGAGAGCCGAGAUGGACAUGUCCCGCCCAGCACGGCCGGCUCGAUAAACACCUCAUUUGUGGCAACAACUCAGACGGUCCAGCGAACCGUGGGCGUCGGUGUCUUGAAACUCAACCCCAUGAUGAAACAGCCAAACGAGGUCGAGCAAGUCGUUGGCUUCUGGUCGCCGACUAUACGGCCCGGGCCCGAAAAGGAGAACAAGGCUGAAUGCGAUCCCCUGAUUCGAGAAAUCCUGGAAAAACCUACCGGACAGUUUGAGAAAUCGCCAAGAGGCGAGCGGCUGCAGAUCUGUCUUCAGACAUUUAACCAUCCAGACGCCGACGUGCUAAUCAAGACCACGCCCACGCUGCUUUCUGGAGUUUCGAAAACAAGCCGGAUAGGCUUCUCGGGCGCUCCCGCAAAACCCAGAUCGGACAUUUAUCUGACGCUCAACGCCGCCGCACUGGCUCGGCAGCAUCUCCUGUCGAGGUAUGGCGGAAGCGCGACGAGCAUGCCACCAGGCUUGCAAGGCACGAGUCUGCAAAUCACCUUGGAGGUCCGUGGGCCUUCAGGCCAGCGGUUUGAGAAUUGCAUCUUCGCCUCAUCCAACAAGGAGCCUUUGACAACAUUCAAGUCUGUUGCUACGGAAAGGGGCGAAUCGUGGAAUCAAACCCUGCGGCUCUCAUUAUCACCAAACGAUGUCCCGACGGCUCACGUCGUCUUGUUCCUUGCCGAAGCCACCGGCCCCCCUUUCGCCGUUGCACACAUGCCAUUCUGGGACCAGCAAGCCUUUAUGCGCGAUGGCCGGCACGGUCUUUUACUCUAUAAGCUGGACGAGAAUACCGCGACUGCGCAAGCCGGCCCUUCAGGAAAAGGCGGCUAUCUUUCGCUGCCGUGGGCGCCUCGCGGCAAAGAUCAGCACUCUGCAGAGGUCACUGGACCCUUGGCAGUCGUUCUUGUCGACACGUUCCUCUGCAGCACAAGGUUCUCUCAAGACAGGGUGAUAUUGGGCCUUCUGAGAUGGAAAGAGUUAUCUCAAGAGGACAUCAUUUUCGUCUUGAGGCAGCUGAUCUUCGUGCCCGAGAUAGAGGUUGUCAAGCUGCUCAGCGACGUGCUGGACGGGCUUUUCGGCAUCCUUGUCGAGAACUCGGGCAAUGACGAGUUCGAAGACUUGGUGUUCACGGCGGUUGUAAGAGUUCUCGGCAUCGUCCACGAUCGGAGGUUCAACCUCGGCCCCUUGGUCGACCAGUACGCCGAGGCGCAGUUCAACUAUCCUUUCGCUACGACGUGCCUGGUUCGGUCGUUUACGCGGCUGUUGGAGAACCCCACGGAACCGGAGACUGCGCGCAAACUGAGGGCCACCUUCAAGGUGGUCAGGCAUAUCCUCAAGUUCAUCUCGCGGGCUCGGGGGCAGAUGAAGGAGAAGGAGGCUGUGAUAGGGAUCACGUCCUCUCCACAGGGAUUCACGCGGCAAUUGCGGACAAUUUUUAAGGCACUUGACGCAAUGAUGCGUAACCCGAGUCCCGUCUUGGUCGGCAGCCAGACUUUGGCCGUCCAACACUUCCAUACGUGGCUGCCAGAACUCACUGGUCUCCUGACGACCGAGGAGAUUUUGCACAUUGCCAUCGACUUUAUGGAUUCGUGCACCGAAGUCAAGGGCAAGCUGAUACUGUAUAAGCUUGUUCUCAUCAUCAACUACUCGAAACUGGAUCUCUUUGCUCACGCAGACCAAAAAGCCGCCCUGUGUGCCAACACCGUCCGCUGGAUCGCGCCUCACUGGGGCCACACCGAGGAAGUCAACGAUCAAUGGAGGGACCAGGUUCGCUUGUGCUGCUCCGUCAUCGCCAGCCAGGUCGACUAUGUCGGUCCGGAAAUCCCAGACCACAUACCCCGAAUUAUCGACUCCUACCUUGCCAUUUUGACGUCACCUCAGAAGCCGCGAGACCGCCUUUCUCUUUUGUUUCCCGCAUCGUACCCAUUCCCCUCGAAGCCCGUCGGCGAGGCAUUUGCAUUCGAUGAGGCCCUGGCCGAGCUGUCGGCUGUUCUCUCCGCCGUCUCGACUUCUCCAGCUGGCAUGCAACUGGAACUCGCAGAGGGAGACCUCUCAAUCAUACUCGAGAAUCUAUUGCGAGUGCACAUGAGCAUCCUCACCGGUGAUGCUUUCCCGUCGGGGUGGCUGAGCGUUCAUAUCUAUCAUCAUAAGUCGACAAUGCGCACUCUGCAUUACCUGGCCAACAUAAUGCUGGAAUCUUUUCUUCCCCACCCUGACGACGCCGAAAGCUUCAACACGGAGUUGUGGAAGCUCUUCUUCACGACCCUUCUCAAGCUUGUCGGGAGCACAUCUCUCGCCCUGGAGACUUUCCCUGAACAAAAGCGGCGGGCCGUGUGGAAAAUCGCCGGUGACGUGCGCGAGCACGGCGCUGAGCUUCUUCGCAGGACCUGGGAGGCCGUUGGGUGGGAUACGACCCCCGAAGAGCGUGGUCGCUACGGGUUGCCCAGGCUCGGUGGUUAUCAGGUUCAAUACGUCCCUACUCUUGUCGGGCCGAUUGCCGAGCUCUGCUUAAGUGUUCAUGAGGGACUUCGCCGGAUGGCUGUCGAGGUCUUACAGACCAUGAUCGUCAGCGAGUGGACCCUGAGCGAAGACUUGACGGUGGUGCAGACGGAGAUGAUUGACUGUCUGGACCACUCCUUCAAGUCGAAGGCGCUGACGGAAAGCUUUCUUCAAAAGCUGUUCGUCGGCGAGUUGUUGGAGCGUUUCGAGCCGCUCUCUGAAAUUCCAGAUGAACCGCUCUACGGAGCCAUCAGGGAGCUCGUUUCCGCGCUGGACGAGUUCCUCGACUUGCUCGUUGCUGUACACAGCACUGACGGCAGUGAUGAGGCAUCGAACAUUAUCAACCGGCUGCGCCUGAUGGAGUUUCUCCGUGACAUGCAAAAGGAAGAGAUAUUCAUUCGCUACGUUCAUCAGCUGGCCAGCUUCCAGGCGGAAUCAGGCAACCACGCCGAGGCCGGCCUGGCAUUGCGCCUUCAUGCCGACUUGUACGAGUGGGAUCCCACCCGGCAGACCCCGGCGUUGACGGAGCCACGACUCCCCGCGCAGACGCAGUUUGAGCGCAAGGAGAGGAUCUACUUCGACAUGAUCAAGCACUUUGAGGAAGGAGAGUCGUGGAGCAAUGCCUUGACAGCGUACAAGGAGCUCCAGGCGCAGUACGAGACCAACGUGUUUGACUUUGCCAAGUUGGCAAGGACGGACCGCGCCAUCGCGACCAUCUACGAGAAGAUUUCCAAGAGCGAGAAAAUCAUCCCGAGAUACUUCAAAGUCGUCUACAAAGGCUUGGGAUUCCCGUCGAGCUUACGGGACAAGGAGUUUGUCUACGAGGGAUCUUCCACGGAGCGAGCGUCCGCCUUCACAGAUCGCAUGCAGGAGCAGUACCCCUCGGCGCAAAUAGUCACCUCGGGCGACGUGGACGAGGUCGAGGGGCAGUUCUUGGUCAUAUCUGCCAUUGCUCCCCGCCGCGACUUGUUCCACCAGGUGUUCCAAAGGGCUCGAGUUCCACAGGUGGUUCGUGACUACCUGCUGUGUUCGCAUCCUCAGAGCUUUUCCUUCACGACAAGGCGCGAUACCUCGGGGCCGAUAGAGGGCCAUUACGCGGAUAAGUUGGUCGUCACCACUGCCGAGCCGUUCCCGACUCUCCUUCGCAGAAGCGAGAUCGUGGAGACGCGCGAGGUGCGCCUCACGGCCCAUGAGACGGGUCUGGAGCGCAUUGUGCGCAAGACUCAGGAAAUGGCAACGCAUGAGCGGCGUCUUGCCGAAGGUGACGAGGAGAAUUCUCAGCAGCUCUUGGAUGCUGUUUCAAUAUCAGUCAACCCGUCGUCUGAGCACAGCGUCGUCUGCUACCGGAAGCUGCUCCCCGAGCCCACUAUUGAGGAAGAGGAGGAUGGAGAGGAUGAGGAAGAGGCCGACCUCGAGCCAAAGGACAUUGCAAUCCGAAUGGCCCUCGUUGACCAUGCAAUGAUGAUCAAGCGUUGCCUUGCCCUGUUAGCCCGAAGCACAAACGAGCUCCUCUGCCAGAAACACGAGGAACUCAAUCGAUACUUCGAGAGCACAUUUGAGCCAGAGAUUGCCAUGUUCGCACCACCUCCGCCGGCAUCACCGCGCGAAGCAGCGUCGACUCCAUCCACCGUGUUCAGAGGGUCUUUGGGUUCGGGCGAGCAGAGUCCCAAAUGGCAAAAUAUAGCAAGCCCCCUGAGCGGGAGCAAAGCCGAAGAGACUGCCGUGAUUCAACAACUUUCUCUGCGACACCGCGGCGCCAGGCUUAGCCUCCUCGGCGGCCGGAAGCAAGAAGCAGAACCAGCAGCGGAGGCUGAGAAGGCCAAUGGCGAGAGUGACGGCGCAAGUUCUCACCGACGGAGUCUGAGCAGGGGCCCAGGCCUCCGGCACAGCAUCUUCCGGUCGCAGUCUGCAGACGAGGCCCACGACGACGGGCACGUCGGCUCGGCUCGGCGGAGCAGCUCGGUGGGCAAGGACAGCCUGGACGGAGGGUCGGUCAGGGACGGCAAAGCGGCCACCGACGACGAGGAGUCGGGGAUCGGCAAGCGGGGAAGCAUGAGGAAGCGGCUCAGCCGGCUCAACAUGAAGCUGAGCAAGAAGGGCGGCAAAGGAGCGGGAUGGGCCAUGGGAAGCCUGGACGAGGAGUAA
Molecule: messenger RNA, 6123 nt
Organism: Hirsutella rhossiliensis
Lineage: Eukaryota; Fungi; Ascomycota; Sordariomycetes; Hypocreales; Ophiocordycipitaceae
Product: dock-like domain-containing protein
Exons: 2
Coding region: 1-6123 (2040 amino acids)
Biological process (GO): small GTPase-mediated signal transduction
Cellular component (GO): plasma membrane; cytoplasm
Molecular function (GO): guanyl-nucleotide exchange factor activity; small GTPase binding
Source: RefSeq, a predicted model, not a curated record